CGGUUCAAAGUCUGCGUGCGGACCUCAGUCAGCCAGGGCUGUGUGGUCCGGCUGCCUCUCUCUCUCUCCCUCUCUCUCUCGCUCGCUGUCUCUCUCGCCGUGUCAGUCCUCGGGCUCCUGUCCCUUGCUGGUAUGAGGAUCCUUGUGUCCCCUUAGCCAGCAUGGAUCUAUGGGAUUAUGAUGCGGAGCUUCCCCAGCCUCUAGCCCACCCCCCAGCCAACGACCCCCAUGAGCUGCUAUACCUAGAGAGGACGUCUAAGGAUCUGGAGAGAGAGCCUGAGAGCAGGGCAGAGAUCGAGGGGAGCUGUCCAGUGUGUGGAGAUCGAGUAUCUGGCUACCACUACGGACUGCUCACCUGUGAGAGCUGCAAGGGGUUCUUCAAACGGUCAGUGCAGAACAACAAGCACUACAGCUGCUCGGAGAGACAGAGAUGUCCCAUGAACCCCUCCCAGAGGAAGCGCUGUCCCUUCUGUCGCUUCCAGAAGUGCUUAGCUGUGGGUAUGAAGCGAGAGGCUGUGAGAGCAGACCGCAUGAGGGGUGGCAGGAACAAGUUUGGCCCCUUCUAUCGCAGAGACCGGCAAUUAAAACAGCAGGUCUAUUAUCAACCAAGCACUGCCCCCUACAGAGUCAAAGCAGAGACUACCCCAACGCACCAGCCAACGCCCCAAAGUGACCAUCUGAUGAUCAAUCACCCGCUCGUUCCAUUUUCCUCAGAGCCUUUCUACCAGCCCCAUGUGGUUUAUCCCUCUGGCCUGGGCCUCCAGUCAGAGGCCAUCAUGCCCCAGGACUGCAUUCGGAACACAGUCACGGGACUAGCAGCACUGCCCUUCACUGGAUUGUAUCAACCCAACAUGCGUGAGUUCCCUCAGGAGAAAACAGAAUACCCACUUAGCUCUAGCUUAACCCUGGUGAACUCAAUGUCGUCCUCCAUGGCCGGUGAUGGCUUCCUACCCUCGAGCCCAGCAAUGUCAGCCUCCAACUCCACGUCAAGUUCAACAGCUUCCACGCCGGUUCCCUUUCCGUACACGUCCGUCGAGGACCCCUCGGAAGACUUCCUCGCCCAGCUCUUAAAUGGGGAGCCCGAGGAAGGCCAGCUGUGUGCCAAGGUCCUGGCCUCCCUGCAGAGGGAACAGGCCAACCGAGGCAAACACGACUGUCUGAACACCUUCAGCAUCAUGUGCAAAAUGGCCGACCAGACACUCUUUGGCCUUGUGGAGUGGGCCAGGAACUGUGCUUUCUUCAAGGACCUCAAGGUAGAAGACCAGAUGGCGCUGCUGCAGAGCUGCUGGAGUGAGCUGCUUGUGUUAGACCACCUGAGUAGACAGGUGACCUAUGCGAAGGAGGGCUGCAUCUACCUGGUCACUGGGCAACAGAUAGAGGUGUCCACUGUGCAGUCCCAGGCAGGGUUGACCCUGAGCAGCCUGGUGUCAAGGACCCAGGACCUGGUGUCCAAGCUGAAGGCCCUUCACCUGGACAAAGAGGAGUUUGUCUGCCUCAAAUACCUAGUUUUAUUCAACCCAGACGUGAAGUCCAUCCAGAGCCGCAGGCAGGUGGAGAGGACCCAGGAGCAGGUGAACCGAGCCCUGAUGGAGCACACGCAGCGCAGUCAGUCCGACAAGUUCGGCCAGCUGCUACUUCGUCUGCCCGAGGUGCGCAGCAUCAGCCUACAGGUUGAGGAGUACCUGUACCAGCGGCACCUGCUCGGAGACCUGCCCUGCAACUCCCUGCUCACGGAGAUGCUGCAUACCAAGCACAGCUGAGGCGGUGGAAGCGCAUGCUCCCCUUGGGAACCCGAGGUCACCGACUGCAGCGCACGUCCACACACACACAAGCAUACCUCUGGAUAGGUGUUUAGAACAGCUUUUUAUUAGCUGCAAUUUGAUUUAAAUCUGUCGAUUCCGUAGAAUAGGUUAAUUCCUUAGCCUAACGCUGUUUUAGCACCAAGAAAAUAAUAUAUAUCUUUAUCCAGGCCAUUUUAUGUUUUUUAAUUUGAGCCAUGUUUUGGAGUGUUGCGAACCACAGCCAUUACUUUUGAUUUGUCAAUGUUUGUGUCCACGUGGGCAGUCUUUGGUCAAAGGAAUUUCUAUUUGUCAAACUGUAAAUAUAUCAGCAUUUGCCUUGCAGUAUUCAACAGAGCCCCCUGACGAUAGUAUAGUUGAACAACGUAUGCCUAUAGCAUUUAAUAUAUUUCAGAAAGGUUUUGAGCCAUCAGUUCAACCAGAAUGUUUUACAUUCCUUGUUUUAGUAUUAUAGUAUUAACGUAACAAUAACAUCUGUUGAUAUUUCAUUCAACCUUCUUCUAACUACAGACAAGUAAGCCGUUAGCGAAAAAUAUGGAAUGUAAAUAAUGGGUUAAUAAACUCAAAAUGGAUGUAACACAAGAUGAUUUAAAAAGGAUUCUUUAAUUUUUGUGGUCCAGUUUCCAGGAGAAAAAAAAGAGGAUUUUUUUUCAGUUGAAAUAACAUGAAAUGAACACAGCCACUCUGGUACCUCAGACAUGACACAGCAAAAUAAUAAGAAUGGGUUACAACAUGAAUUCUAUGAAAUUAGGAAGAGUGAAUCACCACGGCGGAAAAAUAAAAGGA
This is a messenger RNA of Gadus morhua (Atlantic cod), 2585 nucleotides long. It is a transcript of the gene nr5a5, whose product is annotated as nuclear receptor subfamily 5, group A, member 5. Bases 162 to 1760 code for a protein of 532 amino acids. The record is from RefSeq and is a predicted model, not a curated record. Gene Ontology annotation, biological process: tissue development; hormone-mediated signaling pathway; regulation of transcription by RNA polymerase II. The transcript is spliced from 7 exons. Gene Ontology annotation, cellular component: RNA polymerase II transcription regulator complex. Gene Ontology annotation, molecular function: nuclear receptor activity; RNA polymerase II cis-regulatory region sequence-specific DNA binding; zinc ion binding. NCBI's taxonomy places the organism in Eukaryota, Metazoa, Chordata, Actinopteri, Gadiformes, Gadidae.